Messenger RNA from Drosophila elegans, 1345 nucleotides. Its product is annotated as peritrophin-44. The record is from RefSeq and is a predicted model, not a curated record. NCBI's taxonomy places the organism in Eukaryota, Metazoa, Arthropoda, Insecta, Diptera, Drosophilidae. Gene Ontology annotation, cellular component: extracellular region. The transcript has 2 exons. Gene Ontology annotation, molecular function: chitin binding. The coding region runs from base 63 to 1094 and encodes 343 amino acids.
CCAUAGAUUGGGAAAUUCAGUUCAGUUCGUUGAGUUCCGGAAGAGUUGGCGGUCAGACCAAAAUGAGAGUUCAGCAAUGCGCCUUCCUCGUGGUAAUGUUUUUGGCCUGCCUGGCCGAAAUCCGAGGAUUUUCGAUGGAGGAGAAGUGCAAACUCUGGGCUGGAGAAGGUUACAUUGGAGACCCAAGUGAUUGCCAUGCGUGGGGUUUUUGCCAGGACAACAAACUUACAGCUCGACGCAGCUGCAGCGAUGGAUUGCUGUACAAUUUCCGGGAUGGAACCUGCAAGACGGCAUCGGAGGCGAUGUGUCAUCCACAGCUGUCGGAGAUUUGUGCCAACUUUCAGCCAGGCGACUAUGUGGCCGAUCCAGCUGAUUGUCGGAGAUUUGUCAAGUGCGAGGACAUCAAUAAUCCCAUUUGGAGCGACUGUGAUGAGGGUCAGGUGUUCAGUAACCAGCGGCAACUAUGUCUGGAGGAGAUCUCCGGUUGUCCGCAGGACAAUAUCUGCUCUUAUAUGAAAGAUGGCAUCUUAGUAGGAGACAUCAAUACCUGUCGUAGUUAUUAUAAAUGCCACAAUGGAUUCGGCAUCCACUUAAACUGCUCUGGUGGUAGAUACUUCAACCGAAAAACGGGUAGUUGCCAACCCUGGCUACCCGAUCACUGCUACAAUGAUGAGGAGAUUCCCCCGGUGACGCCAAUCGCCAAGAAUUCCCAUAUGUGCUCCAAGUACUACCAAGAGGAUCUAUCUGGAGUGCAGCUCAUUCCGGACAUGAUGACCUGCUACGGCUACUACGCCUGCACCUCCCAGUACGACGUGGGCCAGUGGAGCAGUUGUCCCUGGGGACAGCACUUCGAGUGGUGGAGCCAGCGCUGUGGUUCGCCGAAGGACAAUAGCUGCUCCUACGAUCGCUGCGGCAAUAUGAACCAGCUAAUGGUGACCACCAUCAAUACGGGCUGUCGGCAGUACACGGUCUGUCACGAUUCGCGCUCGAAGAGAUCGGAGAAGUGCCCCGAAGACUUUCCUUACUUUAACGAAAUUUCCCAACAAUGCACCAACGAAUUUCCCAAUCACAGGGUGUGCUACAUGGAAGGAUAGAAAGUAUGAAAAAUUUAUGGAUUUUGUAUAUGUGAUUUUACUCUAAUAUGCAUCUAUUAAAUGCUGGAAAACAGUGAACUUAGUGGAAUGACAAAUAAUAAAUUGGAUUUAAAUAUGCAACAGGGUUUUGCGUCGAGUAGUUUCAAAUAUUUAACAUUUUAAAGAUCUAUCACUCGUUUUGAAUACAACUAUUUUAUUUUAGAUUUAAAUAUUUAACAUUUUAUCAUUUAUCAUUUCUAUCAAUCAAUCUA